UACUGUGAAAUUUGAUAACAUUUCUUUGUAAAACAUGUAUUGUAUAGACGCUUUGAUGCAAUAUAGGUUUUUUCCUUGACAUAACCAUUGGAGAAUUGUCGAGAUUUUUCUUUCGAAUUGAUAGAAAUUCCGAAUGGGUUUUUAUAAAAGUGCGGUGAAUAAAUAUCAACGUAAUAUAAAUAUAAUAGUAGAAACAUAUUACACAUAGCGGCAGUUUAUUACAAAUAUAAAGACUGAACACUUGAUUUGGUUCUUUUGACUUGAGCGGUUCUUUUAAAAUUUUCGACGAAAAUGAUGUAGAAGACAAUUUGGAAGAAGACACCGAUUGUAUGAAGUCACCUGUUAUACUGAUCCCGGGCUUAGAAGGGAGCACAUUGGAAGCAAAAUUGGACAAACCAAACGCUCGUCAUUGGUGGUGUUUUAAGAAAAGUGAUUAUUUUAAUCUUUGGCUUUCGGUGUAUCCAGUUCUUUCGUUUGAUUGUUGGUUAGAUAAUCUAAAAUUGGAGUAUGAUCCUGUUAGACGUAAAACCAAAAAUUCACCUAUAACAAGAGUACCUGCGUGGGGAGAGACAAAAACAAUAGAAUGGAUUGGCGAAUAUUUCGGUGCCUUUUAUUACUUCAUUGUGGAUGCUCUUGUGGAAAGAGGCUAUGUUCGAGGGCAAAAUCUCUUUGGUGCACCAUACGAUUUUUGUAAUGGACCAAACGAGCUCAAAUAUUGGUUCGAGCAAUUGAAGCAUUUGACUAAGUAUGCAGUUGGAAGCAAUAACGACGUUGGCGUUACCUUCAUUGCGUAUUCAAUGGGCGGACGUAUGUUGUUGCACUUUCUUCAACAAAUGCCGCAGAGCUGGAAAGAUAGUGCGAGCAAUUCAAGCAUUAUCAAUUGGAUAUGAUCUUUACAUAGUUUUCUUAACAUCGAUUAUUUCAAGUAACAAACUCAAUGAGAUUCAGAAAACGUUUCCAUCGAUUGUUUGGCUAAUGCCAUCGGAACAUUUUUGGGAACCAUAUACCUUGUUGGCUGAUAUCAAUGGAAAGAUGUACACACUGAAAAAUAUUGAUGAUUUUUUUCAAGAUAUUGGCCUUCCGGACGUGGUCGAAAUGAGAAAGGAUCUAUCCGCUUAUAAUAAUUUUACAGCACCUGGAGUUGAAAUUCAUUGCGAAC
Contarinia nasturtii (swede midge) is the source of this 1159-nucleotide messenger RNA. Its product is annotated as group XV phospholipase A2-like. The transcript has 7 exons. The record is from RefSeq and is a predicted model, not a curated record. Gene Ontology annotation, biological process: lipid metabolic process. NCBI's taxonomy places the organism in Eukaryota, Metazoa, Arthropoda, Insecta, Diptera, Cecidomyiidae. The coding region runs from base 330 to 890 and encodes 186 amino acids.